AUGUCGGUAUUGUUCACAGGGUCACCAGAUAGUAUCGACUCGAGUAAGUCACCCACAUAUCAACAAUUAUCGUCGGGCCCUGAAGGAGGACCAAUUGUAAUAGGAAGGCCAUCCCAAUUGCAAGAACUAGAAGAAGUACCACAAGGGCGGCAUCUAGGAUUAUUUUCGACUAUAGUUCUUUUCGUCUCACGAAUAGUUGGAUCAGGAAUAUUUGCUACGUCCUCGGGUAUAUACCAAGACGUAGGAGGAUCGCCAUUUUUAUUUUUCCUUUCAUGGUUACUUGCAGCUGCAUUGUCAUUUAGUGGAUUAUACGUGUAUUUGGAAUUGGGUUCUUUAGUGCCUAGAAGUGGAGGCACUAAAGUUUUUUUGGAAUUUAUAUAUGGAAAGCCAUAUAUGUUAGCAUGUGUUGUUUUUCUGAUCUAUUCCGUCAUGUUUGGGUUUAAUAUGCUGAAUGCAUUGGUCUUUGGGGAGUACUUUUUGCACUCUAUUGGUGUCAAGGCAGACGAAUUCCACACUAGACUCGCAGGUUUACUUUGUGUGUACAUAGCUGCUGCAAUACAUGGUAUAAGCUACAACCAUGGAGUAAAGGUUCAAAAUAUAAUUGGUGCCCUAAAGUUGUUAUUAUUAUUGAUCAUGGUUCUAACUGGUAUUUACCUGGUAUUGAUACCAUCGAGUAUAAGUCAUUUAAAUUCCAACAUGCAUUGGGAUGAUUUUUUUAAGACAAAGACAUCUAUGAGUUCUUCAACAUUCGCUGGUGCAAUUAUUAAGGCUAGUUUUUCGUUCUACGGUUGGAAUUCAGCCCAUACUGUUUCUAAUGAAGUCAAAGACCCGAUAAAUACAUUCAGAAUAGCUGGCCCUGUAUCGUUGAUAAUAGUAACUGUUGCCUAUAUGUUUACAAAUUUAGCGUAUAUAGUGGUAAUUCUGCAUGAUGAAAUUAUCAAUAGUGGUCAAUUGAUUGGCUCUUUACUAUUUGAAAAGGUUUUCGGACAUAAAGUUGGAAAACAGCUUCUAACAUUCUCAGUUGCUUUAUGUGCUGGUGGAAACAUAUUUGUUGUUCUCUAUACUAUCUCAAGAGUAAGUCAAGAGGUAUUUCGUGAGGGGUUCCUUCCUUGUUCAAGGUUUAUGGCUUCAAAUUGGCCGUUUGGAGCUCCUCUCCCAACGUUAGUUCUCAGUUGCACUUUAACAACAUUGGUGAUUUUAGCACCCAAAGGUGACCUUUAUAACUAUAUUAUUGCGUUAGAAGGAUAUCCAAACCAAAUUUUUCUCGGUUUGACUGCAAUUGGUAUAUUUAUAAUCCGAAAGAGAAGUCCAGAAUUACGAGCUCCUAUUAGAGCCAGUCUAAUAGGAACUGUAUUCCUAUUAUUAAUUACACUAUAUUUAACAGUAUCCCCAUUUACUUCAACCAGAAGCCCUAAUCCUAAGGGAUUGGAAAACUGGCCAUCUUAUGCUGUGGUUGCUGUUAUGUGUUUAGGGAUUUGCAUUUUAUACUGGGUAGUUAUGUUCAAAUUGCUACCUUAUCUUUGGGGAUACAAGCUCACUUCUAAAGAGAUUGAAUUGAGCGAUGGAUUAGUAGUGAAGAAGUGGAUCAAGGUUUAUGGCGAUAUUUCUGUCGAUUUAGAUUUUAUAGACUAA
This is a messenger RNA of Debaryomyces hansenii CBS767, 1632 nucleotides long. RefSeq lists its product as uncharacterized. Gene Ontology annotation, cellular component: membrane. Gene Ontology annotation, molecular function: L-amino acid transmembrane transporter activity. The record is from RefSeq and is a predicted model, not a curated record. Gene Ontology annotation, biological process: amino acid transmembrane transport. Lineage: Eukaryota; Fungi; Ascomycota; Pichiomycetes; Serinales; Debaryomycetaceae. The transcript has a single exon. The coding region runs from base 1 to 1632 and encodes 543 amino acids.